Clupea harengus (Atlantic herring) is the source of this 1379-nucleotide messenger RNA. It is a transcript of the gene sid4, whose product is annotated as secreted immunoglobulin domain 4. Gene Ontology annotation, cellular component: membrane. Gene Ontology annotation, biological process: cell adhesion. Lineage: Eukaryota; Metazoa; Chordata; Actinopteri; Clupeiformes; Clupeidae. The record is from RefSeq and is a predicted model, not a curated record.
CUGGGGGUGGCGAAUGAAAGAUUGACAGAGGGAGAAAGGGGAACACAGACACCAGUGAGAGGGACUAGUAACUCCUGUCCUGUCCUGUCCUGUCCUGUCGUCCUCAUCAUGGACCUCUCCGCAGCCACACUACUGCUCGUCUGUCUUCUUUACACAGUGGCCGCCCAGGCGCCCUCGCUGUCUGUCGAACCGCGGAGUCUGGCAGCGCAGCAGGGCGAGACGGUGAGCUUCCGCUGCCGCGUGCUGAGCGGAACACAACCCGUCAAGCUGGAGUGGAAGAAGACCAACAACCAGCCACUGGGAGGUAAUGUGAAGACGGGUCCUGACGGGACAGUGCUGACCAUCUCCAACGUUCAGACAAGCAACCUGGGGUCCUACCGCUGCAUAGGAACCAACAGCCAGGGGAGGGGAACCAUCACGGCCUCACUCAACAUCAAACAGUCCCCAAAGGUGCGUGUCACCCCUGCCAGUCCUGUAGAUCUCAGAGUGGGUGGAGCUUUGUCUCUGGAAUGCCACGCCACCGGAAAGCCCCGCCCCACGAUCAAAUGGUACAGACAGGACGGAACACAUGAGACAGCACUCGUUGCCACGACAACCACUCAUUCCAGUGCCCAGUAUAAGGUGGCAGCAGUGAGCACUCAGCAUGCGGGCACCUAUAUCUGUCGUGCCCAGAACAAGGAGGGCUCCACUGACGUGAAGGUGCAGGUGCGUGUGGAGGGCGGGCCUUCCGGGGGUGCGCUGCCCAGGGCUACGGUCUCAGUGGAAGAGAUCGCGGCAGUGCAGGGGCAGACCGUCACCAUGCAGUGCCAGGCUACCGGUUCUCCUACACCAGUAAUCUCCUGGUCCAAGUUACGGUCUCCGAUGCCAUGGCAGCAUAAGGUAGUAGGGGGCACCUUGACCCUCACUAACGUUGGGAGACAGGACUCAGGCCAGUACAUCUGCACCGCUACUAACUCAGCAGGAGAGACUGAGGCCUACGUGCAGAUGGAGGUGGAAUCCCCGCCCUACGCCACCUCCAUACCUGACCAGGUGACGGCUCGAGCGGGCGACACCCUCCGGCUGCAGUGCCUCGCCCACGGCUCUCAUCCAAUCCAGUUCCAGUGGAGCCGAGUGGGCGGAGCCUCCCUUCCUGCCGGGGCGAGGAUCACCAGCGAGGGCUUGCUGCUGGUUGGUCAGCUGAGCUCGAGUGACAGCGGCGUCUACAAAUGCACGGCCACCAAUCACGUGGGCUCCCACGAGGCCCAGGCCAGAGUGACUGUAAGAGGCUAGGAUGUGAGGCGUCCGGCACAUCCUGCUUAGGCUCCUGGUGAUGGCCUCAUUCCACAGCCGCCUCUCAAAGCUACGCUACACACACACACACACACACACACACACACACA